AUGGCGUACGGGUGGCUGCUGUCGGCGGCGGCGCUCGCCGCCGCGCUGGCCUCGUGGGCGUUCGACGCGCUGGUGCGGCUCGUGUGGCGGCCGCGCGCGGUGGAGCGUCGGCUCCGGGCGCAGGGCGUGCGCGGGCCCGGGUACGGCUUCUUCCACGGCAACCUCCGCGCCGCGGGCGCCGGCGUCAGGCUCGCCGUUGCCGGUCACGACUUCACCCCCAUCGCGCAGCCGCAGUUCCGGGAGUGGGUGCCCCGGUACGGGCGCGUGUUCCUGUACUGGUUCGGCGCCACGCCCAACAUCUGCGUGGCCGACCACGCCGUGGCCAAGCAGGUGCUCGCCGACCGGACGGGGACCUUCAUAUAUAUUAGCACAGGGAAGCAGGAAAGCACGAGCACGUGCAUGGAGCUGUUUGGUUUGCGUAUGAUGACCGCGACGAUGGCGGAUUGCGCCCGGUCAAUGGUGACGGGCUGGGAAGCGCAGCUGGCGAGCCAGCAGAAGGAGGGGUGUCACCAGGUGACGAUCGAGCUGAGCGACCAGUUCGAGGAGCUCACUGCAGACGUGAUCUCUCACACAGCCUUCGGGAGCAGCUAUAAGGAAGGGAAGCAGGUGUUCCAGGCACUCAAGGAGCUGCAGUUCAUCACCUUCUCAACACUUUUCAAUGUCCAAAUUCCAGGAUUCAGGUAUCUUCCAACUGAGAAGAACCGGAGGAUGUGGAAACUCGACAAGGAGGUGAGGACCACGCUCGUGAAGAUCAUCAAGAACAGGCUCGCCGCCAGGGAGGAGAAGGCGGGAUACGGGAACGACCUGCUCGGGCUGAUGCUGGAGGCCUGCGCGCCGGAGCACGGCGGCGACCAGCUGCUGAGCAUGGACGAGAUCAUCGACGAGUGCAAGACUUUCUUCUUCGCGGGGCAGGAGACCACCUCGCACCUGCUCACCUGGGCCAUGUUCCUGCUGAGCACGCACCCGGACUGGCAGGAGAAGCUCCGGGAGGAGGUGCGGCGUGAGUGCGGCGACGACAGAGACCGGGCGCCCACGCACGACAUGCUCAACAAGGUCAAGCUGAUGAACCUGUUCAUCCUGGAGACGCUGAGGCUGUACAGCCCCGUCCCGCUCAUCCGGCGGAGGACGAGGGCGGCGGUCGAGCUGGGCGGCAUCGUGGUGCCCGAGGACGCGAUCCUGACGUUGCCGAUCGCGACGAUGCACCGCGACCGGGAGGUCUGGGGCGAGGACGCCGGCGAGUUCAACCCGCUGCGGUUCGACGCCGGCGUCACCAAGGCGGCGCCCAAGAACCUGGGCGCGCUGCUGGCGUUCUCCGGCGGACCGAGGUCGUGCAUCGGGCAGAACUUCGCGAUGAUGGAGGUGAGGGCCGCGGUCGCCGCGAUCCUGCAGCGGUUCAAGCUAAAGCUGUCGCCGGAGUACGUGCACGCGCCGACGGACGUGAUCACGCUACGGCCCAAGUACGGGCUCCCCAUGAUCGUCACAGGUGCCGAUGCGUAG
Molecule: messenger RNA, 1497 nt
Organism: Panicum virgatum (switchgrass)
Lineage: Eukaryota; Viridiplantae; Streptophyta; Magnoliopsida; Poales; Poaceae
Product: cytochrome P450 709B2-like
Exons: 5
Coding region: 1-1497 (498 amino acids)
Molecular function (GO): oxidoreductase activity, acting on paired donors, with incorporation or reduction of molecular oxygen; iron ion binding; monooxygenase activity
Source: RefSeq, a predicted model, not a curated record